Messenger RNA from Anguilla anguilla (European eel), 1407 nucleotides. RefSeq names its product placenta-specific gene 8 protein-like. Lineage: Eukaryota; Metazoa; Chordata; Actinopteri; Anguilliformes; Anguillidae. Bases 700 to 1149 code for a protein of 149 amino acids. The record is from RefSeq and is a predicted model, not a curated record. The transcript is spliced from 4 exons.
CUCAGUCCACACAUUCAAUUCAGUUUUAUUUGCAUAGCGCUUUUUUACAGAGGACGCUCACAAAGACUCUUUGGAUUCACAUCCCAACCUGUCAUACCUGUUUGUGUUCAGUUCCUUAUCCAUGUAUCUCAUUCAGACGUCAGAUAUGCUGUAAGCAAACCUGGUCCCGAUGUGUCGGUUAUAUUUAUGGUUUCUGCUCUGUCUAAGCUUGAUAACAAGAGUCUGAUGGAUGACUGAAAGUCUGAGCCUGAAUAUUCAGAAUAACAAAACACCAAGUGCCUCCAGCACACGGUCACCUGCAUUCAUUAGACCUGAUUAAUUAAAACUAAUGAAAAGGAAUCCUGUGAUGUAGUUGCAGGUUUGGAUGGAGCAAAAAACAAGGACCAUCUCAAGGCCUCAAAGACCAAGCUUAGGGUUGACAGAUGACACGGAUUUUGGUGCCCGCGUGCAAUCUGAUAGUGAUAUAUCCGUGGAAUCACAUGUCACUUGAAGUGAAAGUUAGAGACUAUGUGUUCACAGUCAAAAUCAAAACAGAACACGGAUGGAUUCUACGUGACGGAAUAUGGAAAUUUAGUGUAAUCAUAGCGCUUCAUCGACACAAGCAGGUGCGACCAGCAUUCCACUUUCACAAUGAAAUCAGAAGGGUGCGCUGUCAGAGCAACAAGAGGCUGAGCAGCCAGGUAGGCACCAGAGAUCAAUAUGACAACUAAUGUGAUAAUCCAGCAGCCACCAGCGGUGCAAGUUGGGAUGGUUCAGUCAAAUCAGUGGAGCACAGGAAUCUGUGACUGCUUCGAUGACCUGCCUAGCUGCUGCCUCGGGUACUGGUGUUUCCCCUGUUUCGCCUGCAAGACGACUUCGGAAUUCGGGGAAUGCGCCUGUCUCCCCCUGGUGGACGGCCUGUGGAUACUCGCGCAGUUUGUCGGUGUACCGGUCUGUGUGCCCCCCGUUUCCUUUGCCAUGAGGGCUGGUGUGCGCAACAGAUACGGAAUCCAGGGAGACAUGUGUUCAGACUGCAUCUACGCAACCUUCUGCAACGUCUGCUCCUGGUGCCAGAUUUCCCGGGAGAUCAAGCGACGCAAACAGACCCUCGUCUUCGUCAACUUACAGCCCACGCCCGUUGCCAUCGCACCCCUGGUCAUGCCAUCCUAACCCACUGCCCUGCUCUCACCCCCUACACCCCCGCUGAUGGUCCAGAAUAUAAGAAUAUGUUAGGAUAAAAGGCAUGGCAUGCGACCCGUGAGCAUAGCAACUGCUGCAUCUGCCACUGAUUUCCAAGUAGUGAAUGCACUGUUAUACUUGUUGUUAAAGUAAAAAAUUGUAUCUUUUGUCAAACACCUACACUGAACUGUGGAUUAGUAUAUGCUUCUGUAAAACCAUCAGAAAAUAAAAUAAAAUACUUUAUUUCCA